GAAGGAUCGAUUUCGAAAUUCGGGGUUUUGCUACUAGCUAUGGUACGAGACACCUUCGUUUCCAAUGUGAAUUGGUCCCGCAACUUGUGGCACCUCUGACAGGAUUCCAUAUGCAGAGUGUGUUUCGAUGUCAACAUAUAUAUUUAGGGCAGAAUCCAGAUGCCGCGCUGAAGAUUCACCAAUUCUCAGAUGCAGGUUGCAGAUGCCAGAUCCCUAGCGUGCAUUCAGCUGCAGAGAGACGAAUUGAAUCCCAAUUGAUCGACCGUGUGGCGGCGUGGGCGAGUGCACACUGCAAAGACGACGCCAAUGCUGGCACAAGACAGACAAGUCCGAGUUGGAAGUUUGGUACCGUGGCUUCAAUUCUGAUUGCUCUGUCCAUUGUCGACAAACUUUCACUGCUGGCCACCAUGACACCACACAGGUCCCCGCUUCUCCCGGCAUUUGCCAGAGAUUGCGGACCAUCUGCAUUCGGCGCACAGGAAUAUGUCCUGUGCAUUUCCCUGGUCCGACAUCUCAACCUUUCAGCUCAUCUUUCAUUCGAGGUCAACUACACCAUUCACCUCAGUCCCUUCUUCAGCUCCUUGUUCGCUCAUCUUGCCGGCGAACACAACCUUUUAGUAGACAUAAGCAUCACCCAGAGGGACUCAAACUUCGCCGCAGUCCUCUCCUCCACUCCACCUCAGCUGCGCACCCAAGCGGUGGUGUGAAUUGCCACCAAACCCUCACCACAUUGCAAGGUUAGCUCUCCCAGAGCCUAUUUGCACCAUGGCGCAGCUCACGCUGCUCGCGCUGACCGCCAUUCUGCUCCUGGCUGGGAAUGCCGCCGGUGUCCGGCAGCUGCAACAGUUUGCUCCCAACGCGUGCAAUCCCUUCUCCGACUACCCAAAUCAGUGCUUCAGCAGCGAUGGGUCCAAGUCCAUUUGCUGCUCCAACGUUUGCCCCAACGCCCCUUCCACAGACCCCGUCUGCGCCAACGGCGUCCCCGGAGUCUCCCCCACUGUGAAUACCCCCAAUGCAACCACCCCCGCCCCCACAACCGGCGCCCCCGCUCCCACUACCCCUUCUUCUACGACCCCCGCCCCCACAACCCCCUCCGGCCCGGCCCCUGCGCCCGCGCCUAGUUACACCGGCUUUCCUGAGUUCGCGCCCGCCUCAACCGCUGACGUCAGCAGCUUUGUGGACACUUACCACCCGACCCUCAAGUUUGCCGUGAUUGGAGACGUUGGCCGCAUCGGCGCCCCUGCCUCCCAGGGCCUUGACCAAUGCCCGACCUCCCUCUUCCCCGACAACAACACCGUUGCCGGUCAAUACCAGCUAACGACCGCCAAGCUCUUGGCUGACGUGUGCGACCUCAACAAGUGCUCUUUCAUCGUCAACACGGGCGACAACUUCUACGAAUGCGGCGUAUAUCCCGGCGACAACAGCCGCCUCAAGAACGACAUCUUUGACGUGUACAACCCGUACGUGUCCCUGAGCAACCUGGUGUGGCACUCGACGCUGGGCAACCACGACAUGGUCAUCGAUGGCUCCAUGGAGCAGGAGAUGUCCUUCAACAACCCCCUGUGGUAUCUCCCUGCCGCGAACUUCGUGCGCGACUUCAAGUCCAACGGCGUCGUUGUGCGUGCCAUUUUCUACGACGAGAACCCCUGGAUUGCCAGCUACAACGGCAAGGGCAAAUACGACAAGCGCUGGUAUAAGCAGCACAGCAACCAGGCAUACUCCGACGCCGUUAUCGCUUUCAUCGAGAACGCCCUCAAGACCUCCACCGCGGCUCACACCAUCCUAGUUUCCCACUACCCCCUCUUUGGAACCGCCGUAGAGUACGGCCGCACCGCGUCGGCCGGGCUCUACAACUUCUUCCCCCGGGUGGUCGCCCUGAUCAACCAGUACAAGCCGGUCGCCUUUUUUAACGGCCACGAUCACAUCCUGACUCUGGGAGCGCCAGGCAAUUUCAGCAACGGCUUCACCAGUUACGUCACGACCGGGGCCGGUGCCCAGCACGGCUACUCCGACGCGUGCGGUACCAACCGGCAGUACUCCAACGGAGGCGCCGGCGGGUUCGUCGUGUGCGAGGCGACCGCCAGCACCUUCACGAUCAAGUAUUACACCACUGGCCCUAACGUCGGCCAGAUCAAUACUGAGGCGGCCCAGUGCACGGUGACGUCAGAUGGCGCCAGCAAGACCACGACCGUCGGCUCCGAUUGCGCGGCCAACCUCAAAGCCACGCCCGCGGACGGCUCUGCGUGCUAAACCAAAAGUGCGCACUGUUUCUUCUGGCAAUAAGAGGUUUUGCGCGUCAAAUAUGAAUAUGAGGUACCGUUCCGAGAAGGCGACCAACGCAUCCCGUUUGGCUACAUGCUAAAUGGGCAUUGAUCUGGGUUUCCGUCAUAAGUAAUAGGAUUGCGAAACAAUAAAAGAUAAUGUCCGCUAAGUUAUCGUGUUGAGCAAUAUGGUGGAUAUAGCUAUCCCAGGGUCCGCUUGUUCGAGGAUGAAAACUGGUUAUAUCGAGAGUAGACAAAAUGGAACAUCUGGAGACUUAUAAGUAACUUGAGGUGGGCUAGCAGCCAUCAUAUAGCCUGAUCUUCGAAUCGAAUCAAAAGCAGGUCAUGAGCUUAAUGAGAAGCAUCGCUAUGGUGGCCACCGAUUGAUUGCAAUAAUUAAUAUUCUGACUGG
Klebsormidium nitens is the source of this 2673-nucleotide messenger RNA. Lineage: Eukaryota; Viridiplantae; Streptophyta; Klebsormidiophyceae; Klebsormidiales; Klebsormidiaceae. The record is from the annotation of a GenBank genome assembly.